GGGUUUGACAGAGCGCAGGGCCCGCGCACGGUGCCAUGCGCGCUCCCGUUUCUGCUGCGCACAGACGGCCGGUGCGGAGAGACAGAGAGGGAGGAGAGAGGGCUGCUAUUACUAGUGACAGAAAACGGCAGCGAGCACAUACAGUCUGGAGAGCAGCUGAUGCGACAAGAUGCUGAGCGUCGCCUUGCUGUGUGCGUGCGCCGUCGCCUUUGGACACGUCUCCGCUCGCUCCGACAGCGGCAAUUUUUUGGAUGAUAAGUGGCUCACCGGGAGAUGGGAUAAAUUCAGAGACGAAGUGGAGGAGCCUGGAACAUGGACUCCAUCCAAGCCCUUCGAUCAAGGUCUCGAUCCAGCCAAAGACCCCUGUCUGAAGAUCAAAUGCAGCCGCCACAAAGUGUGCGUGGCGGAGGAUUAUAAGACUCCAACUUGUGUCAGCCAGAGGAGAGUCAGUUUUAAAGAUGCCAAUCUGUACCAGAGCCCAGGGUCGAAGUGUAAACCCUGCCCUGUGGUUCACCCCUCGCCUGUUUGCGGAACUGAUGGCCACACCUACUCCACCAAGUGUAAGUUAGACUACCAGGCAUGCAUCACAGGAAAGAAGAUUGCCGUGAAGUGUUCUGGCAUGUGUCCUUGCCCUGCUGAGUCCGAACAGAGUUCUGCAGAAAAGAAAGUGUGCAGCGAGUCGGAUCUGAAGGAGGUGGUGAGUCGUCUGAGAGACUGGUUCAGAGUGCUGCACGAGAACGGCAACCACAAGAGGGUGAAGGUCCAGAAGCCAGAGAAGAACAAGUUUGACGUCGGGGCGUCACCUAUUUGCAAGGACCCUCUGGGCUGGAUGUUCUCCCGGCUGGACACAAACUUUGACCUGCAGCUGGACCAGUCUGAGAUCAAGAGCCUCUACCUGGACAGGAAUGAGCCGUGCUCCGACGCGUUCUUCAAAUCCUGCGACACACACCCCGACAAAGUCAUCACCAGCUCCGAGUGGUGCACAGGCUUCCAGAGGUACACAGAUUCUCCUUGUAAAGCAGAGCUGUCCAGCAUCAACAAAAAACAAGCCGGGAAGAAGUUACUCGGUCAGUAUCUGCCGUCCUGUGAUGAGGAUGGUUACUACAGGUCCCACCAGUGUCACAGCAGCAGCGGACAGUGUUGGUGUGUGGAUCGCUAUGGCAACGAGGUGGCAGGCUCACGCACCCACGGCCCUGCAGACUGCGGUGUGAUUUUGGAGUCUUCUGGAGACCUCGGCAGUGGAGACUCACUGUUCACCGACGACGACGAAGACUCGUUUGUCCUCAACGACCAAGCAGGUAUGGACGACGAGGACGACGAAGACGAGGACGACGGCGACGACAACGACGAGUACCUGUCGUAACUUUAGAAAAAAAAGAAAAAGAAAAGAAAAAAAGAAAUCAGUAAUAAUUUGAAAAGAAAAAAGUGAAAACUGUUUGUUUGGUCAAACUGCACGUUUCUAGGCGACUCCCCAGGCAGAUACUUAAUCGUACUAACAGCCUAUGGACUACUCUCCGUGUAUUGUUUGUUCAUAAGUUUAAAGAAACAAAAAGAAGAAAAAAAAACAAUAUUCUUGAAAAACGUUUUAUGAUUUCUCUUCCUGUUUAAGUAUAAAAUAUGAGUGGUUAAUGGCACUUGUUCACUUGUGUGUCAGCCAACCUGAGAAUAUAACAGGGACUCAUUGACAGCCAGUCCAUUGCUUUGGACUGGUCACGUGUGCAAAGACCUUCCCCUUCAUCGGACAGUCUAUGUCCUCCAGUGUGUCCUGGUGUCCUUGUGCAACACUCCGAUGCCUGAGUGUGUUUAUGCCUAAGGCGCAACGUUAAAGAGAUUUAGAGACUUCCCCCCCACUCCAUUCCUUCAUCUUCUUCCUCUCCUCCCCCGACCUCUCGAGUCCUUUAUCAAAUGUUCCUGUGUAUAGGUGGGAUGUUGAUGAUGUAGAUAAGAGAAUAUUGCACUCUUUAGGUUUCUUCUGAUCUUGAUUUGUAACUGUGACUGUAACUGUGUGGAAAAACAAGAUAAGAGUUAGACAUGCUUCAUUAAGAAAAUUAAGGCAAAAAAAAAAACAAAAAAACAAACACACACGAAAAGAAAGUAAGUCGGAUAACAAUCGGAACCGACAUGCUAGCUGUUUUCACCGAGGCACAAAUCGAGUCAAAUCAUCUCAAAGGCUCCGCGACGAGGAGAGACAAAUUACUUUUUUGUCCGGUGGUGUUUCCGGCAGGGGAAAUAUUAUGGUUAUCUAUUUUUCUAAUCCAUUGUAGGGUGAACACAGAAGAUGAAACCUAUUUGUCUUAGCAUGUCCAAUUCUGCGUGAUGUUGUUUCAGUCCGUAGGACCGGAGGCUAAACCCCUGCGUGAAACUCACAAUGUAGAAGGAGAAGCAUGUACAGAUGAAGCUACACUUGAUGUAAACGGAUUGAGCCACAAAUACAUCUCAAAAGGAAAAAAAAAAGUUUACUAACCUUUGAUAGGCCAGUGAGCUCAAAGAAAACCUCAUGUGCUGGUUUUUAAACUGAUUUGAGCACACGGCGUGACAAAACAAAUCUCUUGCACAGUAAUAAAACCGUAGAGCCAUGCAGACCUGUUGGGAAUAUGUGGGCAGGGGUUAAAGGAUAAGGCGUGCCUUUUACUGGGAAGGACGGGUGGUGGGAGAAGCAUGCUUACUGGACCGACAUCAACUUGUCAUUACACCUCAUAAGAGCGGCUUUACACCUGCAGUGGAUUUCUGUGAGGCACGUGUCCCGAGUCUCUCUUAUGACGUGUUUCUUCUAGGCCAUACUUCAGAUCUCUUGAUUUGUACAUAGGAUAGCUAGAAUGUAGAGAAGCACAGAGAUGCUUAGCAGUUAAGGCAUACCAACACUUAGAUUCCGCUGGAUUUGAAAAUGUUUUAUAUAUUAUACACUGGCUAGAGGAAGCUUUGGUUUAGACAGCUUUAUAUGAAAAAAAAAACAAAAAAACGGAUGAUCAUCUUACAGUGUUCGCUUUUACUUUGUUUUCGAAAGCUUGAUUUGUACCCGCUCUAAGUAGUGUAUAUCUGUCAGGGUGUAAAAUGUGUUCUGAUCCCAGAUGUGUGUACCGUCGAUGAGUCACAUGACUGUUUAUGCUGACCUGGGAUCAGCUGCGCUCCUGCGUUCAUUUACGAUUAAAGCCGUCGGGCUUCAUUUUGAAUCUGUUGAAAUUCCAUGUUAAGACCUGAAAAGUGCCAUUUAACUGCCCUGUAUUUGUUUCGUUUCACUGUCUGUCCUUUCUCUCUUUUUUUCUUUUUUUUUUCCCGCUUCCCUCUUCCUUUCUAACAUGGAAUUUCAAUACACUUUACGAACUGGAAAACGCUUCAGUCUUAAAGUGUGCGGUUCCACGAGUGCGAUGACAUGCAAAUCAUUUUGACGACCUCAGACACUGUAGCCACUCUUAACCAAUCGCGCACUGUCAUCACUGCUCUGAUAGUGUUCAAAGGUCAUGAUACAGAUGCAUUUUUUACGGUGUAUGUAUGAUUUGCUGAAAUAAAGGCUAUAUUGACCAA
Mugil cephalus (flathead mullet) is the source of this 3522-nucleotide messenger RNA. RefSeq names its product SPARC (osteonectin), cwcv and kazal like domains proteoglycan 3 (gene spock3). The transcript has 12 exons. NCBI's taxonomy places the organism in Eukaryota, Metazoa, Chordata, Actinopteri, Mugiliformes, Mugilidae. Bases 170 to 1363 code for a protein of 397 amino acids. The record is from RefSeq and is a predicted model, not a curated record. Gene Ontology annotation, molecular function: protein binding; calcium ion binding.